This is a messenger RNA of Penicillium argentinense, 1146 nucleotides long. Its product is annotated as ferric reductase family protein. Gene Ontology annotation, cellular component: plasma membrane. Gene Ontology annotation, biological process: copper ion import; intracellular iron ion homeostasis; iron ion transport. Gene Ontology annotation, molecular function: ferric-chelate reductase activity. NCBI's taxonomy places the organism in Eukaryota, Fungi, Ascomycota, Eurotiomycetes, Eurotiales, Aspergillaceae. The transcript is spliced from 4 exons. Bases 1 to 1146 code for a protein of 381 amino acids. The record is from RefSeq and is a predicted model, not a curated record.
AUGAUCCCCAAGGCUCAUGAAGCGAACUGGAAGGUUGUCGGCAUGGCUCUUGCGUCAAGCAGCUUCUUGUAUACUGGCCUUGGAGCAACUGCUGCGUUCGUCGCGCUCAUGCUGCAUUCCCCGUCGCCUAUUCGCCAUGCAUUCUAUGAAGUCUUCGUCCACUUUCAUUUCGUUGCUGCGGCCGUCUCCUUCGGCUGCCUCUGGGUUCACUUGCACGGUUUGACUGCCAAAGCCUACCUGCUUGCGGCGAUUGUUCUUUGGGCUCUGGAGCGUGCAACUCGGUUUUUCAUCAUCUUCUACCACAACUUCGGCCGCAGCACCACCACCGCAACCGUCGAAGCUAUGCCCGGUGAUGCGAUGCGCAUCACUCUGCGUAUGGCUCGUCCCUGGACCUUCCGCCCUGGCCAGCACAUCUAUCUCUAUAUCCCAGCGGUUGGCUGGUGGACAUCACACCCCUUCUCCGUUGGCUGGAGUGAGACUGAAGACGCAAUGACUGAUGAGAAGGCUCUUCCCAUGUCAAAGCAAGACUUGAUCGCUGGACCCCAGAAGGAGACCAUCUCCCUGUUGGUCCGUCGCCGUACAGGUUUUACCGACAAGCUGUUCCAGCGUGCUUCGAACGCCCUUGGUAACCGAAUCACCCUCCGCGCCUUCGCCGAGGGACCUUAUGGCAACAUUCACACCAUGGAUUCCUACGGCACAGUGAUGCUCUUCGCCGGUGGUGUUGGCAUCACCCACCACGUUCCCUUCGUCCGUCACCUUGUGGCUGGUUUCGCAGAGGGUACUGUCGCCUGCCGUCGCCUUACCCUUGUCUGGAUCAUCCAGUCGCCCGAGCACCUGGAGUGGAUCCGGCCUUGGAUGACCAGUAUCUUGGCGAUGGACCGCCGUCGCGAAGUCCUCCGCAUCAUGCUUUUCGUUACCCGCCCGCGCAACACCAAAGAAAUCCAGAGCCCGUCUGCGACCGUGCAGAUGUUCCCCGGUCGUCCCAACAUUGAUACUCUUGUCGGAAUGGAGGUUGAGAACCAAGUCGGUGCCAUGGGUGUACUGGUGUGUGGAAACGGAGGCCUGAGUGAUGAUGUGCGCAAGGUCUGCCGCAGGAGACAGAAGAAGACCAAUGUGGACUACGUCGAGGAGAGUUUCUCCUGGUAG